AUGAAGCUGAAUGAGCGGAGCGUGGCCCACUACGCCACCUGCGACUCGCCCACCGGCUUCCUCCGGAAGCGGGUGGAGCGGCAUCACCACCAUGCCCACCACCACCACGGCACCUCCUACCAGCGCCGCUGGUUUGUCCUCAAGGGCAACCUCCUCUUCUACUUCGAAGAGCGGGAGAGCCGGGAGCCUAUGGGGCUGGUGGUGCUGGAGGGCUGCACCGUGGAGCUGUGCGAGGCUGCCGAGGAGUUUGCCUUUGCCAUCCGCUUCGACGAUGCCGGCGCCAGGGCUUACGUGCUGGUGGCUGACGGGCAGGCUGCCAUGGAGGCCUGGGUGAAGGCGCUCUCACGGGCCAGCUUUGACUACAUGCGGCUGGUGGUGAGGGAGCUGGAGAAGCAGCUGGAGGAGGCCUGCAAGAGUUUGGCCGCUUGCUGCAAGUCUCCGCGGAGAUCCUCCUCCUCCGGCAGGAAGAGGCACCUCUCCAACCCCGCCUUGCUGCCACUCCAGGAGAAGCCCACGGUGCUGGAGAAUGGUUACUCCACGUGGGGCAGUGGCGUCCCCGGGGGGACCACCUGCCCUGACCGUGAUGGGGGUCACGCAAAGCCCCCACCCCUGCCUCCACGCCGGCGCUCGGCUGCCAGCAGUGCUGUGGGGUUCCCGGCACCCAGCCUCUUGCCGAGUAUGCCGGAAAGCCCAGCGUCACCGGAGACAGACUGCUUCUCCAAGCUGCACAGCUGGUACGGUCAGGAGAUCGCAGUGCUGAGACGGGAGUGGCAGGAGAGGCAGAAGAGGGGACACCCAUGA
Pterocles gutturalis (yellow-throated sandgrouse) is the source of this 801-nucleotide messenger RNA. RefSeq names its product sesquipedalian-1-like. Gene Ontology annotation, biological process: retrograde transport, endosome to Golgi; endosome organization; receptor recycling. Lineage: Eukaryota; Metazoa; Chordata; Aves; Pterocliformes; Pteroclidae. Gene Ontology annotation, cellular component: trans-Golgi network; early endosome; recycling endosome. The transcript has a single exon. The coding region runs from base 1 to 801 and encodes 266 amino acids. The record is from RefSeq and is a predicted model, not a curated record.